Messenger RNA from Theileria orientalis strain Shintoku, 927 nucleotides. RefSeq lists its product as uncharacterized. The record is from RefSeq and is a predicted model, not a curated record. Lineage: Eukaryota; Apicomplexa; Aconoidasida; Piroplasmida; Theileriidae. The transcript has a single exon. The coding region runs from base 1 to 927 and encodes 308 amino acids.
AUGAAAAGAUCAUCCGUGUUCAAGGGAGUCCUGGUAUACUUGCUGGUCUCCCUUCGGGAAUCAGUGUGUUUCACGUCGGCUAAGUGGCCGGCGCCGGCAAACAAGAUACCGAUUGACCUCGACUUGAGCGCGAAGGAAUCUACCUACAACUACAUGUACUCAACGUCCGACAACUCAAACAUAUACAUAGCGCUCAACAACGUUGUUUUCAAAUCGAUUCGCUACGAGGAUAAGCUCAUGUGGACCGCCGACAACCACACGGAGUACUCCACUCAGGUGAUUUACUCGCCUGACUACUUCGUCACCCUGGUUCUGCUCGACGGGAACCUUAAGCACUUCAAGUUUGUGGGCGACUUGUUCUUCGAAGUAGGCCUGAACGAGCUCCCGACGGCCCUCAACGUGGACCUCAAGUACACGUCCUACGAGUACGAGUACGCUCCCAUCAGCAACGGGCACAUGUUCCAGGCGAAGAGCUACUACAGGUUCAGCUCAGUCAAGGCGGGCGAAAACGUGCUGUUUACUGCCAAGACUCCAGAGGAGUGCGCCUACGUCGUGUCGGUGACCGGCACCAAUUUCAUGACUCUGCUCCAGCUGAACGGAGAGAUUAAGCAGUUCAAGCUGCUGAAGAACGGUUGGGUCAGUUACACGCCAAACGCAGAGCUGCCCAAGCUCUCUGAGGGCCUUCCUUCGCAGGAUUAUAGGCAGGAAAACCGUGAAAAGUUCAUGGACGGCUGCAAAAUGUACUUCUCUCAGACCUUCAAGGACUGCCCAAAUUUGGCCAUGGAAAACGCCAGGCUGAGGAGCGAGCUCCAGCACCUGGACGACGAACUGAGUACGCUGAAGCAGGACUACGACCAGUUCAGGUCUCGGGUGGCCUCGCUCGACAACUCGAUAGAGAGGAUGGCGGAGUCCAUAAUCCUCGUGUAA